UGGAGUAUACAAUAAUGAUGUAUUUGAUGAAUCAAAUACAUGGUCUAAUAAUGAACCAUUUCAUUUUAACAUAACAUUGAAAUUAGUUGAUAAUAUUAGUUGAAUAUUUUUUUUCUUUUUUUUUAUUUUUAUUUUUGUCAAAGGUUUCAUUCAUGCAUAAUCUAUAUCGAGUAGACCUUGUCGUUGUGAGAAUUCUUAAUUCAUGAGUUGUAGGGAGGGACUUAUGUCACCACAAACAGAGACUAAAGCAAGUGUUGGAUUUAAAGCUGGUGUUAAAGAUUACAAAUUGAAUUAUUAUACUCCUGACUACGAAGUCAAAGAUACUGAUAUCUUGGCAGCAUUCCGAGUAACUCCUCAACCUGGAGUUCCGCCCGAAGAAGCAGGGGCUGCGGUAGCUGCCGAAUCUUCUACUGGUACAUGGACAACUGUGUGGACUGAUGGACUUACCAGUCUUGAUCGUUACAAAGGGCGAUGCUACCACAUCGAGGCCGUUGUUGGGGAGGAAAAUCAAUAUAUUGCUUAUGUAGCUUAUCCUUUAGACCUUUUUGAAGAAGGUUCUGUUACUAACAUGUUUACUUCCAUUGUGGGUAAUGUAUUUGGUUUCAAAGCCUUACGAGCUCUACGUCUGGAGGAUCUGCGAAUUCCCACUUCUUAUUCCAAAACUUUCCAAGGCCCGCCUCACGGCAUUCAGGUUGAAAGAGAUAAGUUGAACAAGUAUGGUCGUCCCCUAUUGGGAUGCACUAUUAAACCAAAAUUGGGAUUAUCUGCAAAAAACUACGGUAGAGCGGUUUAUGAAUGUCUACGUGGUGGACUUGAUUUUACCAAAGAUGAUGAAAACGUAAACUCACAACCAUUUAUGCGUUGGAGAGAUCGUUUCUUAUUUUGCACCGAAGCACUUUUUAAAGCGCAGGCCGAAACAGGUGAAAUCAAAGGACAUUACUUGAAUGCUACUGCGGGUACAUGUGAAGAAAUGAUGAAAAGGGCCAUAUGUGCCAGAGAAUUAGGAGUUCCUAUCGUAAUGCAUGACUACUUAACUGGUGGAUUCACUGCAAAUACUAGCUUGGCUCAUUAUUGCCGUGACAACGGCCUACUUCUUCACAUCCAUCGCGCAAUGCAUGCAGUUAUUGAUAGACAGAAAAAUCAUGGUAUGCAUUUCCGUGUACUAGCUAAAGCAUUACGUAUGUCUGGUGGAGAUCAUAUUCACGCCGGUACAGUAGUAGGUAAACUGGAAGGGGAACGUGAGAUGACUUUAGGUUUCGUUGAUUUAUUACGUGAUGAUUAUAUCGAAAAAGACCGAAGUCGCGGUAUUUUCUUCACUCAAGAUUGGGUCUCUAUGCCAGGUGUUCUGCCCGUGGCUUCAGGGGGUAUUCAUGUUUGGCAUAUGCCUGCUCUGACCGAAAUCUUUGGGGAUGAUUCCGUACUACAGUUUGGCGGAGGAACUUUAGGACACCCUUGGGGAAAUGCACCUGGUGCAGUAGCUAAUAGGGUGGCUUUAGAGGCGUGUGUACAAGCUCGUAAUGAGGGACGUGAUCUUGCUCGUGAAGGUAAUGAAAUUAUCCGUGAAGCUAGCAAAUGGAGCCCUGAACUAGCCGCUGCUUGUGAAGUAUGGAAAGAGAUCAAAUUCGAAUUCGAACCAGUAGAUAAGCUAGAUAAAGAGAAAAAGUAAGUGUGCAUAAUUCAGUAAUUCCUGUUUGUUCUCCUAAUUGAUUGCAAUUAAAGUCGGCCCAAUCUUUUCCUAAAAAAAAGAUUGGGCCGAUUGCCGAAUAAAAAAAAAAAGAAUGAGCAUUCUAUACUAUGUAUUUGCAUAUAUCUUUUAUAUGUACAGAUGUACAGAUCUUACCUAUAUAUAUACAAGAUAAGAUCGAAGACUAAACAACUCAAUACUUCUAUUGUUUGUUGUUGGAUCCAUAGGAUUGGAUUAAUUAUGGAUCCUUGGGAUUGGUGGACUUUUUUAUAUCUCCUAGUUUCAGGCCAUAGAUCAAGCCAAGGGAAAGGCUCCUUUACCCAUCCUAUAUAUUGUCUUUUUCGUUCCAUGUUAAAAUAGAAACUUAAUUAUUUGAUUAUACGAGAACAAAUUCUUUAUUCUUUAUUUAUAGAAAUAAACAACUAUCUCUAUUUUCGAUGAGAAUUUGUACAUCACAUGGAAGAAAGCUGUGUCUUUCUAUUUUAAAAUUUAUAAAAAGAUUCUAUCAAUAUAUAUUGAAGUGAUACCUCGGCUUCCCACAAAGGAGAAUCAUUUCUUUCAAUACUUACUCGUUCUUUCAAUACUUACUCGUUAUUAAUUAACAAUCCUAAUGAUUAGGAUUAGAUUCGUAUGCUUAAUUCUGAUAAGAAAUCAAAUAGUGAAAGUAAAAUGAUUAUCCAUCGAAUGUAUUGUAUUUCAUCAAAUAGGGGGUAGAAAGACUCUAUGGGAAAAUGGUGGUUCCGUUCGAUGUUGUCUAACGAGAAGUUAGAACAUAGGUGUGGGCUAAGUAAAUCUAGGUGUGGGCUAAGUAAAUCAAUGGAUAGUCUUGAUGGUAUUGGACAUACCAGUAGAAGUGAACAACCUAUUCUAAACGAUACGAAGAACGAUACGAAGAAAAAGAUUCCUAGUUGGAAUCAUAGUGGUAAUUAUAGUUUCACUAAUGUUGAUUCUUUAUUUGAAAUCAAGGAUAUUUGGAGUUUGAUCUCUGAUGACACUUUUUUAGUUAGGGAUAGUAAUGGUGACAGUUACUCUGUAUAUUUUGAUAUUGAAAAUCAGAUUUUUGAGGUUGACAAUGAUAGUUCUUUUCUGAGUGAACUAGAAAAAAAACUUUCUAGUUAUUUGAGUAGGGGGUCUAAGAAAAAGAAUCACUACUAUUAUCAUUACAUGUAUGAUACUCAAUCUGGUUGGAAUAAUCACAUUAAUAGUUGCAUUGAUAGUUAUCUUCGUUUUGAAGUCAGUAUUAAUAGUUCUAUUUCGGGUAGUACCAACAAUUACAGUGACAGUUACUUUUAUAACUUCAUUUGUACUGAAAAUAGAAAUAGUAGUGAGAGCGGUAGGUCUAGUAAAAGAACUAGAAAAAAUUUCAAUGAUUUCCAUGAAGAGGUGGAAUCCGAUUUCCAUGAAGAAGUAGAAUUCCACGAAGAAGUAGAAUCCGACUUCCAUGAAGAAGUAGAAUCCGAUUUCCAUGAAGAAGUAGAAUUCCACGAAGAAGUAGAAUCCAAUGAUUUCAAUGAAGAAGUAGAAUCUGAUUUCAAUGAAGAAGUGGAAUCCGAUUUCAAUGAAGAAGUGGAAUCCGAUUUCAAUGAAGAAGUGGAAUCCGAUUUCAAUGAAGAAGUGGAAUCCGAUUUCAAUGAAGAAGUAGAAUUCCAUGAAGAAGUAGAAUUCCAUGAAGAAGUAGAAUCCGACUUCCAUGAAGAAGUAGAAUCCAAUGAUUUCAAUAUAAAUCAAAAAUACAAACAUUUAUGGGUUCAAUGCGAAAAUUGUUAUGGAUUAAAUUAUAAAAAAUUUUUUAAGUCAAAAAUGAAUAUUUGUGAACAGUGUGGAUAUCAUUUGAAAAUGAGUAGUUCAGAUAGAAUUGAACUUUCGAUUGAUCCCGGAACUUGGGAUCCUCUGGAUAAAGAUAUGAUAUCUAUAGACCCCAUUGAUUUUCGUUCAAAAGAGGAACCUUAUGGAGAUCGUAUCGAUUCUUAUCAAAGAAGGACAGGUUUAGCUGAUGCUAUUCAAACAGGCAUAGGUCAAAUAAAUGGUAUUCCCGUAGCAAUUGGCGUUAUGGAUUUUCAGUUUAUGGGAGGUAGUAUGGGAUCCGUAGUAGGCGAGAAAAUUACUCGUUUGAUCGAGUAUGCUACUAAUCGAUCUCUACCUGUCAUUAUUGUGUGUGCUUCUGGAGGAGCACGCAUGCAAGAAGGAAGUUUGAGCUUGAUGCAAAUGGCUAAAAUAUCUUCUGCUUCAUCUAAUUAUCAAUCAGAUAAAAAGUUAUUCUAUGUAUCAAUUCUUACAUCUCCUACAACUGGUGGAGUAACAGCCAGUUUUGGUAUGUUGGGGGAUAUCAUUAUUGCUGAACCUAACGCCUACAUUGCAUUUGCGGGUAAAAGAGUAAUUGAACAAACAUUAAAAAAGGUAAUACCUGAAGGUUCACAAGUGUCUGAGUAUUUAUUCCAUAAAGGUUUAUUCGACCCAAUAGUACCACGUAAUCUUUUAAAAGGUGUUCUGGGUGAGUUAUUUCAGCUCCACGGUUUCUUUCCCUUGAAUCCAAGUUCAAAAAUGUAAAGUAUAGCACUAGAUUCAGUUAUUUUAUUUGUAGCGAACAAGUAUUUAAUUCGUCGUAAUCAGGUGUUUUCUUUGGUGACAUAAGUUCUCCUUGUAAUAAGAGACAGAGGUUUCGGAUAAUUUUUAUUUUAUAUUUUAUUAUAUUUUAUUUAUUAUAUUUUAGAAUAUAGAAUAUAUAGUUUUAGAAUAUAGAAUAUAUAGUUUCUAUCUAGUCAUUUUCUAUCUAAUCAUAUAGAAUUAUAGUUGAUAUUACUUAUUACUUAUAAAUAAAUAUUAUAAAUAAAUAAUAUUUAUUAUAAUUUUUUAUAAUAUAUUUAUAAUAUAAUAAUGGCUUGAUAUAAUAUAAUAAUGGCUUGAUAUUACUUAUAAUAGAUAUAUCAUAAGUAAUAGAUAUAUCAUAAGAAGAUAUCUUUCUAAUAGAUAGAAAUAUUAAAACAGAUAGAAAUAUUAAAUUGAGGCACCUAUUCUAUGACAGAUCCCAACUUACCCUCUAUUUUUGUGCCUUUAGUGGGCCUAGUAUUUCCGGCAAUUGCAAUGGUUUCCUUAUUUCUUCAUGUCCAAAAAAAUAAGAUUGUCUAGACCCAAUGGGACCGAAUCUUAUCAAUUUAUUUCAACACUGGAUGAUAAUACAGAUAUUUAUCUCGUGUAAUAUGGUAUGAUAUGUGGCUCUUUCCGAACACACAAAUGAAAGAAUCGUUAUGCGGAUAUAUGAUAUCUGCAUAAAUGCAUGUAUAUGUGAAUAUAGCUGGUUCAAAAUGGAUUAGUGAAUAUUUUAAAUAGAAAGUCAAUGUAUCUAACCAAUUACUCUCCUAAUGUUUCACAUCAGAAUAGUGCUAGUUGAUGAAAGUUACUUCGGGAUCAAGAAAGGUAAAGUCAAAUUUAUUUGGGUUAUUCGCUCAAUUCCAAUCGAAUGCACUGGAUCUAGUAUAGUAUGAAUUGGCGAUCAGAACAUAUAUGGAUAGAACUUAUAACGGGGUCUCGAAAAACGAGUAAUUUUUGCUGGGCCUGUAUCCUUUUUUUAGGUUCACUAGGAUUCUUAGUGGUUGGAACUUCCAGUUAUCUUGGUAGGAAUUUGAUACCCGUAUUUACAUCUCAGCAAAUCAUUUUUUUUCCACAAGGGAUCGUGAUGUCUUUCUACGGGAUCGCGGGUCUAUUCAUUAGCUCGUAUUUGUGGUGCACAAUUUCGUGGAAUGUAGGUAGCGGUUAUGACCGAUUCGAUAGAAAAGAAGGAAUAGUGUGUAUUUUUCGCUGGGGAUUUCCUGGAAUAAAUCGUCGCAUCUUCCUUCGCUUCUUUAUGAGAGAUAUCCAAUCAAUCAGAAUAGAGGUUAAAGAGGGUCUUUAUACUCGUCGUGUCCUUUAUAUGGAAAUCAGAGGCCAAGGAGCCAUUCCCUUGACUCGUACUGAUGAGAAUUUUACUCCACGAGAAAUUGAACAAAAAGCUGCCGAAUUGGCCUAUUUCUUGCGCGUACCAAUUGAAGUAUUUUGAAACGAACUGAAGUGAAGAAUAAAAUGAAGAAUAAAUAUUUUCUCAAGAUGGGGGAAGGAACUUGCUAAUUCCUCUUUUAAUACAACUGAAGUUUCUUCAUUCUUUUAUACUAGAAAAAGGUCUAAUCUAACUAACGAAUCUAAUCUAAUAAGUAUAGAUAUAAAUUCAUCAAACCUAUCCGAACAUGUAUUUCGUAAUACAGAAUUCAUCUUUUUAGGCCCAAGAUUUGGAAUUGAUACCCUUUUCUGGUUAGACGGUGAAACAUUUCGAAAGAAUUAAUUGAUCCAGGGGGAGUUUUUUCGUCUCGAAACUCGAUUCGUUACUUCAAGUGGGUUUUCGAGUAUUCAUCGAAAGGAACAAAUGAAAAUAAAAUUGGUUCAAAUUUGCCCAAUUGAGAUAUCUGGAAUAAUAUUUAUUUCUUUUUUUCUCAUUUUCAUCCGAAAAGAACUCUUAUUCUAUGUCUAUAUUCCUUCUAAAUCAAAAAAAAAAUAAAAUUAUUACACAAUAAUAGGAAAGGAAUAGACCCAUAGGUCAAUACCUUGUUAUACAACUCGUGCUUCAAAGAAAUAUCAGAUCAGAUAGAGUCAACGAAUGAAGCAGGUUCAUUAACAAUUCAAUUCACAGAAAAAAAAAAAUGAAAAAAAAGAAAGCA
This is a messenger RNA of Musa acuminata AAA Group (dessert banana), 6369 nucleotides long. Its product is annotated as ribulose bisphosphate carboxylase large chain. Bases 203 to 1666 code for a protein of 487 amino acids. NCBI's taxonomy places the organism in Eukaryota, Viridiplantae, Streptophyta, Magnoliopsida, Zingiberales, Musaceae. The record is from RefSeq and is a predicted model, not a curated record. Gene Ontology annotation, molecular function: magnesium ion binding; ribulose-bisphosphate carboxylase activity. The transcript has a single exon. Gene Ontology annotation, biological process: carbon fixation.